Marmota flaviventris (yellow-bellied marmot) is the source of this 1567-nucleotide messenger RNA. RefSeq names its product ectonucleotide pyrophosphatase/phosphodiesterase 6 (gene Enpp6). Lineage: Eukaryota; Metazoa; Chordata; Mammalia; Rodentia; Sciuridae. Gene Ontology annotation, biological process: choline metabolic process; lipid metabolic process. The record is from RefSeq and is a predicted model, not a curated record. Gene Ontology annotation, cellular component: plasma membrane. Gene Ontology annotation, molecular function: glycerophosphodiester phosphodiesterase activity.
GAGAGAAUAGCUACAGAUUCUCCAUCCUCAGUCUUUGCAAGGGGACGGCUGUGCCGGGCUCGGGCAGGCUCCUGGCAGCAUGGCAGUGAAGCUGGGGUCCCUUCUGCUGGUCCUUGGGCUCAGCCUGGCUCAGCCAGCCUCUGCCCGACGGAAGCUCCUGGUGUUUCUACUGGAUGGUUUUCGCUGGGACUACAUCAGCGAUGAGGCUCUGGAAUCCUUGCCUGGUUUCCAAGAGAUUGUGAGCAGAGGAGUAAAAGUGGAUUACCUGACUCCUGACUUCCCUACCCUCUCGUAUCCCAAUUACUACACCCUAAUGACUGGGCGCCAUUGUGAGGUCCAUCAGAUGACUGGGAAUUACAUGUGGGAUCCCAAAACCAACAAGUCAUUUGACAUCGGUGUCAACAGAGACAGCCUGAUGCCUCUUUGGUGGAAUGGAUCAGAACCUCUGUGGGUCACUCUGAUUAAGGCCAAAAGGAAGGUCUACAUGUACUACUGGCCAGGCUGUGAGGUUGAGAUUCUUGGUGUCAGACCUACUUACUGCCUAGAAUAUAAAAAUGUCCCAACGGAUAUCAAUUUUGCCAAUGCAGUCAGUGACGCUCUUGACUCACUCAAGAGUGGCCGAGCCGACCUGGCAGCCAUAUACCACGAGCGCAUCGACGUGGAAGGCCACCACUAUGGUCCUUCAUCGCCACAGAGGAAAGACGCCCUCAAGGCCGUGGACACCGUCCUGAAGUACAUGAUCCUGUGGAUCCAGGAGCGGGGCCUGCAGGACGACCUGAAUGUCAUCAUUUUCUCAGAUCAUGGAAUGACGGACAUCUUCUGGAUGGAUAAAGUGAUUGAGCUGAGCGAGUACAUCAGCCUGAAUGACCUGCAGCAAGUGAAGGACCGGGGGCCUGUUGUGAGCCUGUGGCCCGCCCCUGGGAAGCAUUCUGAGAUAUAUGACAAACUGAGCCAAGUGGAACACAUGACCGUGUAUGAGAAGGAAGCCAUACCAAACAGGUUCUAUUACAAGAGAGGGAAAUUUGUCUCUCCUUUGACUUUAGUGGCCGAUGAAGGGUGGUUCAUAGCAGAGAGUCGAGAGGCGCUUCCGUUUUGGAUGAACAGCACAGGCAGGCGGGAAGGCUGGCAGCAUGGAUGGCACGGAUAUGACAACGAGCUCAUGGACAUGAGAGGCAUCUUCCUGGCCUUUGGACCUGAUUUCAAAUCCAACUUCAGAGCUGCUCCCAUCAGAUCCGUGGACGUCUACAACGUCAUGUGCAGCAUGGCUGGCAUCUCCCCGCUGCCCAACAAUGGGUCCUGGUCCAGGGUGGUAUGCAUGCUGAAGGACCCGGCCAGCUCAGCCUCCUCUGUCCAGCCAAACAGCUGUGCACUGGCCUUGAUUCUCUUCUUCCUGUUUGCAUAUUGAUCAUAUUGUCCGUCCCAAAAAUGCUGUCAGCAAAGUGUGCCUCCAAAGUGGAAUGUUUCCCAGUUUCUGUGUGAAUAAUAGCUUCAUUAACACAAUCAAGGCCAUGUACACUGUAAAUAUAUUGUUCUAGGAUACUUCUACCCAUAAAUGUCCAUACUUUUU